Messenger RNA from Hyalella azteca, 1954 nucleotides. RefSeq lists its product as uncharacterized. The transcript has 2 exons. Lineage: Eukaryota; Metazoa; Arthropoda; Malacostraca; Amphipoda; Hyalellidae. The annotation marks the transcript as partial. The record is from RefSeq and is a predicted model, not a curated record.
AUGAGGCUGUGCCCCAAGUACACGAGCAAACUGCUGGCUUUGGAGUGCAAGGAUAAAGAUGACAAUGAUACCUACAGGACCUACAUAGAAAAGUAUAAGACUUUCGAACAUCGUGAAUGGAAGAACUUGUGCGGCUUUUUGUGGAAGACUUUUGAAACUGAGAAAUCUACGAACAACUUUGACAUGACGGCGUUGUACAAAUUAUUUUGUAUCGUUUCGAAAGUUAAGCCCAUAAAAAGCACUUCUCGAGAACUGUUGAAAAAAGUAGAAGCAGUUAAAAACGUUAGGAAUGAUCUUAUGCAUAAUGCGGAUUCGAUGAAGGAUCCCAGUAAGGUGCCUGAAAUCGAAACUAAAUUGACCGAGCUGAUUGAUGAAGGAGGAAAGUGUUAUGCCCUUCUUCCAGAUGAAACGAAGGACAUGAAAGACGAGCUGCAACAAGAUAUGAAAAACAGCUACAGUCCGGGUAGAAGUGAGCUGGCUCACGUGACAUAUCGUGUACUUACUGAAGGAAAAAGAAUUUCAAACGAUCGUUUUCAGAAAUACUUCAACGAAAAUCUGCCUUUAGACCUUGGCUGCGUGGAAAGAUCAGAGGUAUUUUAUUCGCCUAAAGUGGCACCGUGCGGACAAAACAAAAAUCCUCUUCCUUACACCAGAAUCUUUGACUCGCAGGAUGGAGUUAUACUUCUUGAGGGUGUCGUAGGGGCGGGUAAAACGAACGUGCUCAAGAACAUUGCUCUACAGUUUUCUGGAUCGCGGUUCCCAAACUUUUUGAAGGAAUUUGAAAUUCUUGUCUACAUCGAGUGCAGAGACAGAACCAUGAGCAGUUUGCAGCAAGUCUUCAUGAAGCACUUUGAAGGCUUGUUUACUGAACCAGGUGAGAAAGCCAGCAUUUCGCAAGCUCUGAAGCAGCUUCACGUGUUGUUCCUGGUCGAUGGGUUCGAUGAGCGAAACGAAAUGUCAAUGACUGUUUUAUGUGAGCUCCUGAAAACGGAAUGGCACUCUAACUCUCGAAUUCUGAUCACAAGUCGUCAUCAAGCCUUCAAAGACGUCAAAGAAUUUAUCACAAACAAUGACGCCACCUUCACCGAGUACCGUCUUGCUCCUCUCUCUGAGCUACAAGAGCAGUUGGAGUUCAUCGAAAAAUAUGGACGCAGUCUGAACAAGGAUCCUGCGCGGGCACGCGCGAUGCGAGAACGAUUUGCCAGACUUGACCCAGAAUUACAGAAAUUUUUCACUGAGCCCAUAAAUUUGCUGCAUUUCUGCUCAAUUUUUAAUAAGACUCCGAAAAAUAUUGACCGAUGGAGAAGCUUCAAUGACUUGUCGAGAGACGUAUUAGCUUUACAAAAAACAGUCGUGGCAGCAAAACUCUGCGAUAUCGCUGUCCUAGAUAAAGAUGUUCUUAUCGAUGACGUGCUCAUGGUCGUUGGCGAGUGGGCGCUGGAGUUCCUCUCACACAACCAAGUCACUUUCACUGACGAAGAGCUGCUACGCCUGAAGCGUCAGUGCCGUGACAAAAUCAGGGCUCACUGCGCCAGCGUUGCAGUUGACACUGGAGUGUUCCUCAGCGCCAUGCUUAAAGUGAAGCCAUCGCUAUCUGGAGGAACAACCAAUUCUUUCGAACACAAGUCGGUCCAAGAAACAAUGGCUGCACAUUACGUUGUUGGGCGUUUAAUCGACACGGAAGAACCUCUCAAACAGAUCCUAGGAACUACGAGCUCAAGCCUCCUGGAGGUGCUGCUGUACGUGGUGGCGGCCCUCAGCACCCGCAGCCCCCACCACUUCCAGCGGCGGUGGGGGGAGCUGAAGGAAGCGCUGCGCGACGCCGGCGUCGAUUACGGCAAAGGCACCGGCGACGACGUGAGGGACUGCAUCGUGCGCUGCCCUGACCACGUCGCGGGGCUGGUGGCCGAGCUCGCCGUCUUGGCGGGGGGCGGGAUCUGGCGUGUCAAGGAAG